Molecule: messenger RNA, 2896 nt
Organism: Oryzias latipes (Japanese medaka)
Lineage: Eukaryota; Metazoa; Chordata; Actinopteri; Beloniformes; Adrianichthyidae
Source: RefSeq, a predicted model, not a curated record
GUGGAAAAGAAGAAGUAAAAACAGGGUGAUCAUUUCUGCAAACUGCCGUUUGUCAGUCGCUGAACCCCUCGUGGGAAAACUCGUCCCCGCCUCUUCGACGCGCCGAGCGUAAAACUCCCUGAUAGUUUCCUGGCUGCUCAUUUUCAUGAGCAGCUUCAGUGAGCAUUCUGGCUGAAUGACUGCAGCUCGUGGGCGUGAGAUUACCUCAAACCCACCUUCUUGGUUUCAGUUGUUCAGGCAGCCGCAGGCAGCAUGUUGAGCCGAGCCGCUCAGCUGGAUUCAAAGAGUGGAGGUUCUCUGAGUUUCCUCAUUUUUGGUUUGAUGCUGAUCAUUUGCUCCAUGUUCUGCCCUCCUUCCCAGGCUUCCACAGAGAGCUGCAAAAAGGUCAACCCAACGUUUGUCAGUCUCCAGCGCUGUAGGCAUCACCCAGACGGAGUCCGGGACUUGGACUGCUUUAGUCGCCAUUACCAACCAACGUACAACUGUACGUGGAGGCCGGGACGCAACGCAGCUCACAACACGUACACGCUCGUUGUCACCCAAAAAAGCAAAAAGAUCUUUCAGAAUAUUUCUAAUUUUCAUCAAACAAUCCGCAGACAAAAAAACACAAAUUUGAGUGUGGAGAUCUUUGAGAACCUGCACUCUGACCACUGCACCACAGCCGUUUUCCACGGUUCUCCAAAGAGUCUGUGUAAGUCCUUACACUGUCUUUUUUAUCAUUUUUUUAUAGCUUUAACAAGAACUUCUUUGUUUAUUUUAGUGCGUUGUGAGCCUCCGGUAAAUGUGAGCUUGAGCCGCAGCGAUGGAGAGCUACGUGUGACCGUAACCUGGAAGCAGGAGGACGCAAAGCUAAUCAACAAGUUUGCUGUCAGAUAUAAAGUCCUGGACAGUCCAAACUGGGAUGAGUCGAUUGUGGAGUCCCUCGAUGCAAACACGUGCAGAGUGAGGAACCUGAACACCUCGCUGGUUUAUGCUGUGCAGGCCCGAUGUGUCACUAAUGAGAGGUGCUCUCAGUGUCCGUGGAGCAGCGUUUACAUCGUCCCAAGGGAGCUCACAACUCAGCACGCUGUCGUCAGCAUCAAAGACACGGACAUUCCUGAGGAAACAGGCCAAAGGCUGAUCUCUGCAGCCUUCAAGCUACAUGAUUGCCACCGCCUGACCAUCGGGAAAGUGUCGGGAGAGCCCCCACGCCAGCAGGUGGACACCUGUCUGUCGGAUUUCCGGUUAAUCCUCUCAUAUUCAGCCUAUCAGAUCAACAUCAGCACGUACAACAAUGCAAGCGUCUCUACACCCGUGAGCCACAUCAUUCCAGAGCGGGAGACAAUGCACGACGACAGGAGGCUGAAUGUGACGGUCCACAACAGCACAGCUUUUUCCAUCCGCUGGAAGCCAGAUGUCCUCAAAAUGUUCAUCUGCUAUUCAGUGGAGUGGAAGGGAAGUGGGCAAGCAGCGCGCUACAGGUCCUUUUAUGAGGACAUCAACUACUAUAAGACCUUAUCUCCUUUACCAGAGCCUCUGGAGCCUUACAAAAGAUACAGCAUCGUUCUGCACACCAGACCCGAUAAGGACACCUGCAACAUGAAAAAGGUCAACAACAGUGAGAGCACCUAUGGGAGGACGUACGUUUAUUUCCUGGAAGGCUCUCCUGUGGGGGCUCCUGCAAACAUCAGCAGCCACAGCGUGACGCUGAAUUCAGCGUUGGUGCGGUGGUCGCCCAUCCCAGAGGAGCAGGUCAGAGGAUUUCUGCGUGGUUACAUCCUUCACUUCGCCCACAGCAACCAGAGAGGAGUGAGGACAGAGACCAACAUAACAGUGGGUCCUACCUUUAACAGCUGCAAACUGCAGGAGCUCAAAGUCGACACCAUGUACCAGGUCCAGGUGUCCGGUUUCACCUCUGCUGGUGCAGGAGUCAGAAGUGCAACAAUCUUUUUUAAGACAGAUCAUGAAGGACAUUUCCAUUUCAGAAAUGUCAUCACAGUUCUUGCAGUUGUGAUCACUGUUGCGAUUGUUGGAACCCCGAUACUAAAAAGAGCCAAAUCUGUGUUUUGGCCAAACAUACCAAACCCUGGAAACAGCAGUGCUGUGCAGAAAAUAGAGGGUUCCUGUCAGCUGGAACUUCUGGGAAUACUUGCCACUCUGAAGGUAGAAGAAUGGGACACGGAGAGUCUCCAGAUUCUUGAAAAUGACUCUUUGGUCCCUGCUUGCACAUUCGCCACGGUGUUGCCACCCCUCGGUGCCUUCGAGCUGGAGGGAGACCCACCAGAGAUGACUUCCAAGUGGAGCCAGAAGGACCUACAAGAUGGAGACCUCUCACCUGUUCUAGAGGCGGAUACAUUUCUGGAGAAGCGACAGACAGACUGCUUGGGACCUCCGGUGGCUUUUUCAAGUGACUACACCACCAUGGAAAUGUUCCAGCAAAUGAUACCAGAGACUCCGGCACAUGAGGGGAUGAAAAACAAGUCAGGGGAUAUUACAGUGGUCCGAACAAAACUAGACUAUGUACGGCAGUUUAGCACCGGUUCGACGUCAGACUCUCAACAGAUGUUCACCAUUUUUUGACAGAAGCGGGACGGCAACAAACACUACGACACUGCAACCUAUGAAAUGAUUCUUAUAGAGUCAGAACCAAACUACAAACAUGUAUUUAUGAAGAAUAACACGUUUUUUAUUUGAUUUAUGGACUGCAAAUGAUUCAACAACCAGCUGGUUGUUGGCAACUUUUCCUAUGCCACCAAUAUUCCGGAAAAUGAGCAAGAAGCAUGGCAGGUUUUACAGUUGUGCACACUUAUGGACUUUCUUUGUGAUGUUGUUCUCCGUUAAUUUCCUGUCUGUAGCAGUCUUCAUAUUAAAUGAGGAACGAGUGGACGACAAAAAAAGAAAAGAGGAAGCAAAGAAA